GUGUCUAGUACCUAUGCAGGCUGUUCUCGGGAGACAAGCAGGAAGAAAAUGAAACAUCUGCUCUGCUUCCUGGUUUUGAUCCUCAUUUCUGGAGUAGGAGGCUUUGAUCUUGUUAUCGACGAAAUCCCAGAUGAAGUGGAAAAUCUGAUUGACCUAGAAAGUGAUGGAUUUCCUUCAAGCUCCAAGAUGAGAAAUGGCAGGUACCAGCGAAGCACAUCUGACUGGGGGUAUGUUGGAGAUCUGGUGGAAGACGAUGACAAGAUAGGUCUUUACAGCUACAAAGUUCAAUCCACUAUAACAUCACGGUUGGCCAACACAAUGAUCCAAGCCAAAAUGGUGAAUAACGCAAAACGGUCCCAGCACAUAGUGUUUGAUGUACAAGUCCCCAAAGGAGCUUUUAUUGACAACUUUACUAUGGAUGUCAAUGGUAUAACAUUUACCAGCAAAAUCCGGGAAAAAUCUGAAGCCAGAAAAAUGUACUCUCAAGCAAAAGCCAAAGGCAAAGCUGCUGGAAUAGUAAGGAGCAAUGCCUUGGAUAUGGAAAACUUCAAAACUGAAGUGAAUGUGCCCCCAGGAACAAGGAUCCAGUUUGAACUUCACUACCAUGAAAUGAUUCGAAGGAAACUGAGCUCCUAUGAGCACGUCAUCUCUGUGAAGCCAGGACGCUUGGCAAAGCACAUGGAGGUGGAUGUCCGCAUUAUUGAGCCGCAGGGACUUCGCUACGUGCAUGUUCCUAAUUCACUCGGAGAUCAUUUCGAUGGAAUCACCACCAUCUCCAAGGGGGAGAAAAAGGCUCAUGUUUCUUUCAAGCCAACGAUGGCUCAACAACGAAAAUGCCCCACGUGCUCAUCCACAGCAGUAGAUGGAAAUUUUGUGGUGCAAUAUGAUGUGAACAGAGAAACCACAGGUGGAGAACUGGAAAUUUUUAAUGGCUAUUUUAUUCACUUCUUUGCUCCGGAAAAUCUUGAUCCUCUGCCCAAAAACAUUUUAUUUGUUAUAGACGUCAGUGGCUCGAUGUGGGGACUGAAAAUGAAACAAACCAUCGAGGCCAUGAAGGCAAUAUUGAGUGAGCUCCGUGCUGCUGAUCAGUUCUCCCUUAUCGACUUCAACCACAAUGUCCGAUGCUGGAGAGAUAAUCUAGUCUCAGCCACCCCAGCGCAGGUUGAAGAUGCUAAGAAGUACAUCCAGACAAUCCAUCCCAAUGGGGGCACAAAUAUCAAUGAAGCUCUUCUCCGAGCCACAUUCAUCCUGAAUGAAGCCCAAAACUUAGGCAUGUUGGACCCUAACUCAGUCUCCAUGAUCGUACUGGUGUCUGAUGGAGAUCCAACAGUAGGUGAGCUAAAGCUGACAACGAUCCAGAAGAACGUGAAGCAGAGCAUAAAAGAUGAAUUCUCUCUCUUCUGUCUCGGGAUUGGGUUUGAUGUAGAUUACGAUUUCCUGCAGAGAAUCGCAACUGACAACCGUGGCAUGGCCCAGAGAAUUUUUGGAAAUCAGGAGACUUCUGCCCAAAUGAAGAAUUUCUACAACCAGGUCUCCACCCCACUCUUGAGGAAGAUUCAGUUCAACUACCCCCAGGAGUCAGUGUCAGAUGUCACCCAGAGCAGCUUCCACAACUACUUUGGUGGCUCAGAGAUAGUAGUGGCUGGGAAGGUCGACACGGAAAACCUGCAGCACUUGGAAAGCAUCGUCACAGCAACAGCAGCAAAUGCGGAGCUCGUCAUGGAAACCCUGCGAGAUGUUGAAGAACUGGAUGGCUUCAUGAAGAAAGACAAAUAUGCAGAUCCCGAAUUCACUAGGAAGCUGUGGGCCUAUCUGACUGUCAACCAGAUGCUGGCAGAGAGAAACACAGCCCCCACUGCAGCUUUGAAGAGGAACAUCACCAAAUCCAUCCUACAGAUGUCUCUUGACCAUCAUAUUGUUACCCCCUUCACAGCCAUGCUGAUAGAGAAUCCUGAAAAGGAUGAGAUAAUGCUGGCAGACCAGCCCAAAGACCCCAGAAGGGGCUGCUGCCCAG
This is a messenger RNA of Phaethon lepturus (White-tailed tropicbird), 2014 nucleotides long. Its product is annotated as inter-alpha-trypsin inhibitor heavy chain H2-like. The transcript is spliced from 15 exons. The record is from RefSeq and is a predicted model, not a curated record. The annotation marks the transcript as partial. Lineage: Eukaryota; Metazoa; Chordata; Aves; Phaethontiformes; Phaethontidae.